Colletotrichum karsti is the source of this 1581-nucleotide messenger RNA. RefSeq names its product major facilitator superfamily transporter. Lineage: Eukaryota; Fungi; Ascomycota; Sordariomycetes; Glomerellales; Glomerellaceae. Gene Ontology annotation, biological process: transmembrane transport. Gene Ontology annotation, molecular function: transmembrane transporter activity. The transcript has 7 exons. Gene Ontology annotation, cellular component: membrane. The record is from RefSeq and is a predicted model, not a curated record. The coding region runs from base 1 to 1581 and encodes 526 amino acids.
AUGAGCCGACUAUUCAGCAGUCCCGACCCCCAGGAGACCAUCUCUUCGUUUCCAAGCGGGAAGGCCAUCCAAGUCCAGGAGGUCAUCGGUUCUGAACCGGUCAGCGAGCCGGCCAUGAAUCGACGUAUCAACCGGAAGAUGGACAUAGCGCUACUCCCUCUUCUUUCCCUUCUUUAUCUUUUCAAUGGCCUUGACAGAGGAAACGUGGGAAAUGCUCAGACUCAAGGCUUUACCACGGACAUCGGAGCUGUUCCAGAUGAUCUCAACCUCUCAGUAUCUCUAUUCUUCAUCACUUUUGUUUUGUUUCAGCCCCCUUCCGCAGCUGUUGGUCGAUGGCUGGGGGCGAAGCACUGGAUCCCCAUAAUGAUGGUUGGUUACACAAGCAGGAACCAAGCCCAAAACCCGAACCCAAAUUCCCUAACGAACGAACAGAUAUGUUGGGGAUUCAUUACCUUGGUUCAAGCAUUCAUCAAAGGCCGAGGCGCUCUCAUUGCCACCCGCCUCCUGAUCGGCGCUUUCGAAGCAGGUUUUUAUCCUACGGCUGUGGCCUACCUCUCUUUCUUCUACAGUAGAUACGAUCUUGCUGUCCGAGUCGGUCUUUUCUACGGACAAUAUGCGGUUGCUGGUGCUUUUUCUGGGGCAAUUGCCUACGGAGUCUUCCAUCUGCGCGACGGUCCUUUCAAAAACUGGCAAUAUCUGUUCAUAAUCGAAGGAACUCUGACAAUCUUCUUCGGCCUCUUCGCAUGGUUUCUGCUGCCAUCUGGUCCCGGAUCAGCCUGGUUUUUGACCCUGGAAGAGCGCGAAUUCGCAGCGGAGCGGAUGAGACAGGAGAACGCAUUGUUCGUCGAGCACACAUACGGCCAGAACGGAAUCGAGAACGAUAGACUGAAGAAGCGAGAUUUUAUCGAAACAUUCAGAGACUGGAAAUUUUGGUAUGUUCUAGUAUUUAACAUCUGCGCCAGCGUUCCGGGGCAGGCGUUCUCGGUGUUUCUCCCGCUUGUCGUCCAGGGGCUCGGAUACUCGUCCAUCGAAGCAAAUUUGAUGUCUGUUCCACCGUACGUUUGCGGCGCGCUCGGUCUAUACUUAUUUGCACUGAGCUCAGACUAUCACAAGGAACGUGGCUAUCAUAUCGUGGGCGGCAUUGUCAUUGCACUUGUUGGCUUAAUCGCAACGGUCACCGUCGAGUCACACGCCGGAAAAUACGCGGCGCUCUGUGUGCUCCUCCUUGGUAGCUAUAUUGCUGCGCCUUUGACAGUUGCUUGGUUAAGCGGAAACAAUCCAGAACCCGGCAAGAGAUCCCUCAUCCUCGGCGUAAACGGUUUCGGAAACCUUUCUGGCGUUAUUGGCGCGCAGCUGUACCGCGAUCGUUACAAGCCGAACUACAAAUUACCCUUCUACGUGACCUUGGGUUUCGUGGCGGUGGCGCUCGUUGGAUAUAUUUCAUUCAGGUUCAUCUUGGUGUCUAUCAAUCGCAAGAAGAUUCAGAUAAUGCGACAUAAAACCCAAGAAGACAUCGAGAGGGAACGUGUUGACAAUACACGAUAUGCCGACACGAAGUGGACAUUCAUCUAUGGUCUUUGA